Plasmodium berghei ANKA is the source of this 234-nucleotide messenger RNA. Its product is annotated as conserved Plasmodium protein, unknown function. Bases 1 to 234 code for a protein of 77 amino acids. NCBI's taxonomy places the organism in Eukaryota, Apicomplexa, Aconoidasida, Haemosporida, Plasmodiidae. The transcript has a single exon. The record is from RefSeq and is a predicted model, not a curated record.
AUGGGAAAUAAAGAAGCUUUGUUUUAUAACAGUGUAAACGAUCCUUAUGUUGUUAAUUAUAUGUGGCUAUAUGGAAAUAAUAUUAAUAAAAGCGAAAUUGAAAGAAAUAAAAAUAUGCAAUUAAAAAGUUCUCGAUGCAUAUAUAAUUCCAGAAAUAACAAUGGACCAAGUUAUUGUGUGGAAAUAGGAAAAAAAAAAAAUCAAGACUUAAAUCACAAGAGAGAAGACAUAUAA